AUGGCCAACAUAUCUCUCCGCCGAAGUUCUCGUCUAAUGUCCGCUAUUCCAACUUUAACUGAAAAUGCGAAAAGCGUUGCAAUUGCCGUGAACAUAGUCUCGAAGGAGACGCAAAGCAAUACUCGGCCAACUAAGCGCACGCGUGGACCGGCUUCUCAAUCACAAGGGGCAAUUCCUCAGGUAGAUGAGCAAGACUUUUCGAAACCUGAAGAGGUGAAGAGGAAACCUAGGAAGCGGAACAGGGAGCCACCUCUAGAACCUACACUCUCCGACUUUGCCACGAGGGUCGUCAGCGCGUGGAAGGUCGGCCCCCAUGUCUCUUCGGCUGGAGGAGUAGAAAAUGCGGUGGCAAACGCUGCGGCUGUUGGCGCAAAUGCGUUUGCUAUUUUUCUCAAAUCGCAACGCAAAUGGACGUCGACUCCGCUCACAGAGCAUUCUGUCGCUACGUUCAAAGCCCGUAUGAAAGCAUUUGGAUACUCUGCAAAACAUGUCCUUCCUCACGGGAGCUACCUCGUUAAUCUAGGAAAUCCUGACGAGGCGAAACGCGAAAAAUCAUACCAGUGUUUUUUGGACGACCUCAAGCGAUGCGAGCAGCUCGAUCUUGAGCUCUAUAAUUUCCACCCUGGAUCGACUGUCGGUCAAGCUACAGUGAAAGAAUCGCUGGGCUUUAUCGCUGAAUGCAUUAAUCGAGCCCAUAAAGAAACCGAGCGCGUGGUCAUUGUUUUGGAGAACAUGGUUAGUUUACUCGAUCACUCAUUUGCUUUCCUCCUAAGAACAAGCGGUAUGAAGGCAGGAUCAGGAAACGUAAUCGGAUCAGAGUUUUCAGAGCUAGGGAGAAUCAUUGAUCAAGUGGAUGACAAGAGCAGAGUUGGAGUUUGCUUGGAUACUUGCCAUAUGUUUGCCGCGGGAUAUGAUAUCAGGACACAAGAAGGCUGGGAAUCAACAAUGGCCGAAUUUGAACGUGACGUUGGACUCCAAUACCUCCGAGGUAUGCAUCUAAAUGACAGUAAAGGUGCCCUCGGAAGCAAGAAAGACAGGCAUGAGAAUAUUGGCAUUGGCGAGCUCGGCCUAGCGACCUUCUCGCAUGUGCUAUCCGAUUCCCGAACGAAAGAUCUGCCCUUGAUCCUCGAAACACCUGCCUUUGACACGCCUGGUGCAAGUGGAGGACUUGGUGCUACGGGCGGCAUGGACGUGUGGAAGACAGAAGUGGACGUCCUCAAUCGGAUCGCGAUGUCAUCUGAGCGUACCAAUUUCGAAGUUUGGAAACAGGAGGUUGGAGCGAUUGUGAAAAAGGCAAGCUCUGCGAAAGACAUGAAGGGGAAGAAGAAAGUAGACAGGGCGAAAGGUGGAAAACAGAAGAAGAAAACGAAGGGAGACGAGGAUGACGGAAAGGAAGAAUAUGGAAGCUGCGCCGAAGAUCAUGAGGAUGCAUAA
Fibroporia radiculosa is the source of this 1434-nucleotide messenger RNA. RefSeq lists its product as uncharacterized. Lineage: Eukaryota; Fungi; Basidiomycota; Agaricomycetes; Polyporales; Fibroporiaceae. The coding region runs from base 1 to 1434 and encodes 477 amino acids. Gene Ontology annotation, biological process: base-excision repair. Gene Ontology annotation, molecular function: phosphoric diester hydrolase activity; DNA-(apurinic or apyrimidinic site) endonuclease activity; zinc ion binding. The transcript has 9 exons. The record is from RefSeq and is a predicted model, not a curated record. Gene Ontology annotation, cellular component: mitochondrion; nucleus.